Messenger RNA from Rotaria sp. Silwood2, 858 nucleotides. NCBI's taxonomy places the organism in Eukaryota, Metazoa, Rotifera, Eurotatoria, Philodinida, Philodinidae. The record is from the annotation of a GenBank genome assembly.
AUGAUUCCUAUUGGUCGGCCACUUCCUAACUACCGAUGCUUAAUUCAUGACGAAUUUGAGCAACCUGUGUUUGUAGGUCAGGCGGGUGAACUCUUAAUAGGAGGUGUAGGUGUUUUUGUUGGUUAUCUCAAUCGUGAUGAUUUGACGUCGAAAGUCUUAGUUGAAGUCAACGGUUUCAAGUACUAUUGGACUGGUGAUCUUGUUCGAAUGGACAGUAGUGGACUCAUCUUUUACGUUGGCCGAAAAGAUAAUCAAGUGAAAAUACAUGGACAACGUAUUGAAAUCGGUGAAAUCGAGAGAUGUCUACUUGAUAGUCACAUUAGCGGCUGUGUAGCCGUUAAAUACGGAGAUGAUCAUCUGGUUGCUUACGUGCAAGGAUCUGACAUUAGUGAAGAAGAUUUACGCACACAUUGCCGUGCUCGUCUUCCACCAUUUAUGAUUCCUUCGAUAUUCGUUGUGCUCAAUAAUUUACCAUUAAAUGCUAACGGAAAAGUGGAUCGGAAGCGUCUUCCAUCUCCUGAUUUCUACUCUUUAGGCGACUCGAUCGGCAAUAUAUAUAAUUCUCCCUCUACUGAAAUGGAAGAGCGUGUGCAUGGUCUUUGGUGCGAAAUACUGAAAGUUCCGGAGAAAAAAAUUUCAACAACAGCUACAUUCUUUACAAUCGGCGGUCAUUCACUUCUAUUCAUUAAACUUUAUCAUCUAUAUCAGUCGCUGUUCAGUUUUGAUAGCCGCUCGCUGACUAUUACACCAUUUCUUCAGCAAGCAACAAUCGUUGAACAUGCAAAAUUACUUGAAGGAAUCAGGCACGCUGAUAAACAACUGAAAGCAUGGCAAUCGUUACAUAUCACUGAAGGUUAG